GUCAGCAUGGUAAACAUAACCGCGAAAUCUUCAUGUGCUCAAUGUUGAUAUCGUUUUCUUAAGUUUUUCUUAAAUAAAAACUAAACUAAACUAGAUAACUAUGUCCUUCUUUAUAAAAAACAAGGGUAAACAACCCAAAACUAAUAAAAACCAGAAAAAUCCCAGUAGGAAGCGGAAACUUCCGAAUAAUAACGAAAAAACUAAAAGUUACAAUGUGCCAGCAAGUAAAGACGACGAUAUCACAAGUAGUGAAGAUGAAGACUUUAAUAACAAAGAACAAGAGCACUAUGAGUCUGAAGAUGAUAACGAAACCGCACAGGAGAAGAAACUACGUUUGGCAAAGGUUUAUUUGAAAGAAAUUGAAGCACAAGAACGCAAAAAACGUGAACGUGAAGACGAAGAACAAGACGAGCAGGACGACCACGAUCGUAAAAUCCAACAACGCCUCUUCUACGACCACCUGAAACAAACCGGCCGAUUCCGUUCGUCAGUCGCAGACCAGUACAAAUCCCACAGCAAAAUCUCUUUCCUCAAAGCAAAAGAACACAAAAGCACCAUAACUUGUGUCUGCGUAAGCUCCGACGAUAAGUACUUAUACUCCGGCAGUAAAGAUGGCGGAAUAGUCAAAUGGUCACUGGAAACACACCAAAAACUAUCCUCCUUGCCAUUCAUCAAGAAAAGCGUUGAGAAAGCCUACACAAAAGGACACAGUUCAUCCAUACUAUCACUAGCAUUAUCCCACGAUAGCCUAUUCCUUGCUGUUGGUGACACCUCGUCGAAUAUCCAGAUUUGGAACCCGGAGACAUUCAAACACAUCAAGACACUGAGCGGACAUAAGAAUUCAAUAUACGCGUUGGUGUUUCGUAGAGGUACGCACACGUUGUAUUCGGCUAGUGCGGAUAGAUCGGUGAAGGUGUGGUCGCUGGAUGAGAUGUCCUAUGUGGAGACACUAUAUGGCCACUUGGAUGCGGUGACUGCGAUUGAUGCGUUGGCCAGGGAGAGGGCGGUUACAGCAGGUGGGCGGGAUACGUCGCUGAGGAUGUGGAAGAUUCCGGAGGAGUCGCAGUUGAUUUAUAAUGGCGAUACGGGGAGUAUUGAUGUGGUCAAGUUGGUUAAUGAGGAGACAUUUGUUUCCGGCGGUGAUAAUGGAACUUUAUCACUUUGGGGCGUCAAUAAGAAGAAACCAACAGCAUCUAUAAAAUCCGCACAUGGCAUUGAUGAAACAAAUGAUCAACCUCUAUGGAUUACUGCGCUUGCAGCUUUAGUAAACACUGAUUUAGUAGCGUCAGGAUCCUAUGAUGGCAACAUAAAACUAUGGAAAGUAGGAGACCAUUCAAAGACCCUCACUCAUCUAAUGACAAUUCCAGUCCUUGGUUAUGUUAAUUCUUUAGCUUUCAGCAAUGAUGGAAGCAAAUUAAUCGCUGCGGUGGGCAGUGAACACCGACUGGGACGGUGGAAUGUUGUAAAAUCAGCGAAAAACAGUCUAGUUGUUAUUGAACUAGUUAAAAGUUAAUAAAAUUAAUAAAAUCAUUACAUUAAA
Molecule: messenger RNA, 1540 nt
Organism: Dalotia coriaria
Lineage: Eukaryota; Metazoa; Arthropoda; Insecta; Coleoptera; Staphylinidae
Product: U3 small nucleolar RNA-interacting protein 2-like
Exons: 4
Coding region: 101-1513 (470 amino acids)
Cellular component (GO): small-subunit processome
Molecular function (GO): protein binding; U3 snoRNA binding
Source: RefSeq, a predicted model, not a curated record